CUCAGUGUGUGUGUAACGAUGGAAGUGUGCUCGGAGAACUGGGGGUUGACAGCCUUGGCGAGCCCAAGAAUCUCCUUCUCCCACGACCUCUCUCAGUCCGACCUCUCCCCGUCUUCCACCCCCACCGAGACCCCCCGUCUCGACUCCUCCCUCCCGCUAGACUCCACCGCCGACGACUUCGACUUCAGCCUCAGCAUCGGCCUCCCCACCCACGACCCCUCCCUCGCCGACGAGCUCUUCUCCAACGGCAAGCUCCUCCCCCUCCCAAUCAAGAACCCCUCCGCCCCACUCCCGCCAUACUCACCCACUCCUCCUCCGCUCCCACCGCCCGCAGUUCCCUACCCCAAGAAGCACGGCAGCCUCCGCGAGAUCAUGGCCAGCUCCGACGAUGACGACGACAACGUCAUCAAAAGAUCUCCCUCUUCCUCGCAGAGAUCAUUCUGGCGGUUCCGCAGGAGCAACAGCCUUAACUGCGGCGGCGGCAGCCGGACAGGACUCAUCUGUCCCUUUACGUUACUCCGCAGCAAGUCCACCGGCUCUUCGCCCACAAUAAACCCGCCAACAGUCCGUAGUAGGCCCGACAAGCACCACAACAAGACCAACCAAAACAAUGGCACUCGCGGGAGCUGCAGCAAGGAUGACAGCAGUAUAAAUCCAUCGUCGUCGUUAUUAUUCCGUAAGGUCUCGACCGAUUCGAGUGCAAGAAUCUAUUACUAUUCGGGUACGCGACGAUCAUGCAGCAACGGAGUGAGGAUUAGUCCGAUUCUGAACGUGCCGGCGGCUAGCUGUGUGUUUGGUUAUCUGUCAUGCAGCUGUGGGGAUAAGAGCAUGAGGAGGGGAUCCACAGUUACUUGUUCUCCAUGAAGAAAGUGGAUCGGGUUUGAAAUUAUGAGGAGGGAGGGGUGGGCAAGGGAGGGUUGUUUGUUUGUAAUGAUAGGAUAUACUUUUGGGGAGACUUUUUCUCUUUUUCUUUUUCUUUAGCUUUUGAUUUGCUAUUCUCUCUUGUUUGAGGUGUUGUGGUGGAAGGAACUGUGGAUAGGGGGAUCAUGAAGAGUGCUGAGGGACUGGGGGGACAGGGAGAGCAGGGUCCCCCUGCUUUCACGCUUGGUUGGUUCCUUGGAAUGUCUGUGGACUGUUCUGGGAUUUCCCCUCUCGGCCCGUUGUUGCCUACUGUUGCUCCCUCCUUUUAUAUAUAUAUAUAUAUAUAUAUAUCUUAUGUGCUCUCGGGGCAAUGGGAUUGCUUUGGUUUAUUGUGUGGCUGAGGGUGUAUGUCCUAAAUUUAAGGUUGCUUGUUUUAUAUGCUUUUGGCCUCAGGGAAAGCAAGAGGCUGUGUAACUCGUG
Elaeis guineensis (African oil palm) is the source of this 1341-nucleotide messenger RNA. RefSeq lists its product as uncharacterized. Lineage: Eukaryota; Viridiplantae; Streptophyta; Magnoliopsida; Arecales; Arecaceae. The record is from RefSeq and is a predicted model, not a curated record.